Messenger RNA from Arachis duranensis, 3827 nucleotides. RefSeq lists its product as uncharacterized. NCBI's taxonomy places the organism in Eukaryota, Viridiplantae, Streptophyta, Magnoliopsida, Fabales, Fabaceae. Gene Ontology annotation, cellular component: EARP complex. The transcript has 25 exons. The coding region runs from base 266 to 3559 and encodes 1097 amino acids. Gene Ontology annotation, biological process: retrograde transport, endosome to Golgi; endocytic recycling. The record is from RefSeq and is a predicted model, not a curated record. Gene Ontology annotation, molecular function: SNARE binding.
AAAAGUCAGUCUCCGAUCAGAAUAAAAUUCCAAUCCACUCCUCUUCAGCACAAAGCACCGCCAAACAAGUAACAACCACCUUCGCAUCCACACAAUCAGUAACUAGUUCCAACCACCACACCUUACUCUAUACACACACACACACACUUAUUUUUUUUUCCAUCGAGCUUCUAUCUCUCACUCGCUGCUAGUAUAUAAACCAUUAACCGCUCAGAUCUCACUCGCUCUCCAGUGAACAACCAUGAGAGUGGCGUUGAGCUAGAUUAUGCAGCCGAAUCUUUUCCCCUUUGCAAGCGUUCUCGGGAAUCCGUUCACACUCAAUACCAGCAGCUUUAACACUGAUAAUGGCGAAGUAAGCGAGGGGAUCGAUAGCUCUAGGGUUUUCUUCUUGCUCCCUUUCUUCUUGCUCUCUCAGGGAGGAGGAGCUAUGGAUCUCUCUAAAGUCGGCGAAAAGAUCUUGAGUUCCGUUAGGUCCGCUAGGUCUCUCGGCUUGAUCCCUUCCGUCUCCGAUCGCCCCGAGGUUCCAGCUCGAGCUGCUGCUGCAGCUGCUGUAGCUCGUGCUCUUGCAGGAUUACCUCCUCAUCAGAGGUAUUGUCUUUCAUCAAGUUCAGAAGAACUGAGUUCAAUAUAUGGUAGCAGACCAAAUAGCCAAGUGGUGGAGGAACUAGAGGAUGAAUUUUAUGAGGAGGAUUUUGACCCAAUUAAGCAUGUUCUAGAGCACACUCCAGCUGAAGAUGAUGAGCUUACAUAUUUAGAAAAACAGGCUGCCCUUAGAUUAGCACAACUGGACAGAGUAGCAGAACGAUUAUCUCGGCAUGUUAUGCAGCAUCAUGAAGUAAUGGUGAAGGGGAUGGAUUUGGUCAGAGAAUUAGAAAAAGACUUGAGAAUUGCAAAUGUCAUAUGCAUGAAUGGAAGAAGACAUUUGACCUCAUCUAUGAAUGAGGUUUCAAGGGAUCUCAUUGUGAAUUCACAUUCAAAAAAGAAACAAGCACUUCUGGACGUUCUUCCAAUCUUGAGUGAGCUUCAACGUGCGUUGGACAUGCAAGCGACACUUGAAUCUCUUGCGGAAGAAGGAAAUUACUGCAAAGCAUUUCAAGUCCUCUCUGAGUAUUUGCAACUCUUGGAUAGUUUGUCAGAGCUUUCAGUAAUACAAGAGAUGAGCCGGGGUGUGGAGGUUUGGCUGGGAAAAACUUUACAGAUGCUGGAUGCUCUCUUAUUGGGGGUAUGUCAGCAAUUCAAGGAAAAUGGCUAUAUAACAGUAAUAGAUGCAUAUGCAUUGAUAGGGGAUACUGCUGGUCUUGCUGAAAAGAUACAGAGUUUCUUCAUGCAAGAAGUUAUAUCAGAAACACACACUGUAUUGAAGGCUAUUGUGCUCGAGGAUGAGGAGGAUGCUUCCCAAAAUAGUAGGCUCACUUACAGCGACCUAUGCCUUCAAAUACCUGAGUCUAAAUUUAGGCAAUGCUUGUUAAGAACAUUGGCUGUACUAUUUGACAUUAUGCGUUCAUACCAUGAAAUUAUGGAUUUUCAGCUGGAGAGAAAGGAGUCAGCAACACAAACUUCAACUAUGGCCCAGGAAGUUGAUUCAGAUGAAAGAAGCCGCAGCAAUUGUAGGGAGGAACCUGCAACAAACAGUGAAGCUACUGGACCAUCAUACAUUGAUUCUCAUGAUCCCAUAAAUGAGGCUAGUAAGGAGGAUAUUGUGGCAUCAAGCAGUGAAUCCCCAUGGUACCAUCUUCGCAAAGAAGCUACAGCAUUUGUUUCACAAACCCUUCAAAGAGGUCGCAAGAAUUUGUGGCAUCUCACUGCAAGUCGUAUGUCAGUCUUACUUUCUUCUCCUGCAGCAUGUUCUGCAAGUAUUCACCAAUUCUUGAGAAAUUAUGAAGAUCUAAGUGUUUUCAUUUUGGCUGGGGAAGCCUUUUGUGGAGUUGAAGCAGUUGAGUUCAGGCAGAAGUUGAAGGUCGUUUGUGAAAACUAUUUCAAUGCUUUUCAUCGACAAAAUGUGCAUGCACUAAAAAUGGUUUUAGAUAAAGAGACUUGGCUAAAAUUACCCCCAGAUACAGUGCAACUAGUCAGCUUUGCUGGACUUACUGGUGAUGGUGCACCGCUAAUUUCUUUAUCUGGUGGUAAAUCACUUAAUUCCGGUGCAAUCCAGUCUGACAAAUCAAUGAACAUGGUUCACACCAGUGCUAGAAGGAGUGGGUUCUCUAAUUGGGUUAAAGGUGGAAACCCUUUUUUGCAUAAGUUAUCAGCCUCUAGAGAAGGUCAUGGUUAUUCCCAAUCUAAUGGAUCAAUACAUAGUGAACUUGAGGGAGGUUCAAAUAACAACUUUAACGGUGAUAAAGAGUCACCUGGAAAGAAUGAUUCCAACAAGAUGAAUGGUGGCAAUUCUGUUUCAGAAGAUGAAAAUGAGGAUCUUCUUGCUGACUUUAUUGAUGAAGACAGUCAAUUGCCAAGUCGUCGUUCUAAACCCCAUCGAAGAGUUCCCUCUUCUCAUGGUAAUGAUGAAGAUAAUACUACACAAACUGGAUCUUCUUUGUGUCUUUUAAGGUCUAUGGAUAAAUAUGCAAGGCUUAUGCAGAAGUUAGAAGUAAUAAAUGUUGAGUUCUUUAAGGGAAUGUGCCAAUUGUUUGAAAUUUUUUUCUAUUUUAUAUAUGAAAUAUUUGGUCAGCAAAACACUAAUUCAAGUGGAAAAAGCUCAAGCAACUCUCUCAACUAUCGGUUGAAGACAGCCUUAUCAAGAAUAAGCCAAGAUUGUGAUGAGUGGAUUAAGACCCACUCAUCUUCACCAUCAUAUCUUGUACAUGCAGAGUUGAAGCCUACGAGCCCUCCCAACACAAAUUUCAGUCACUCUUCAGCAACUUCUUUUGGUCUCCAGGAAAGAUGUGUAGCUGUUGACACUAUCUCUGUUGUUGCUCAAAUAUUGAAUAGAUCCAAAGCUCAUCUCCAAUCAAUGCUAUUGCGAAGUAAUUCAACUGUACUUGAAGAUUUCUUUGUGCAUCUGGUGGAUGCUGUACCUGAUCUUGUAGAGCAUGUUAAUCGGACAACAGUUAGAUUAUUGCUGCACAUUAAUGGGUAUGUCGAGCGCAUUGCCAAUGCUAAAUGGGAGGUAAAAGAGCUUGGGAUGGAGCAUAAUGGGUAUGUUGAUUUGUUGCUGGGUGAAUUUAAGCAUUUUAAAACACGACUUGCUCAUGGAGGACUUCGGAAAGAGAUUCAAGACCUAUUAUUGGAUUAUGGGCUCGAAAUCGUAGCAGAAACUCUUGUUGAAGGACUUUCACGGGUGAAGAGAUGUAGUGACGAAGGAAGAGCUCUAAUGUCGUUGGAUCUGCAGGUUUUGAUCAAUGGCUUACAGCAUUUUGUGUCGUUUAAUGUGAAGCCCAAGUUACAAAUGGUUGAAACUUUCAUUAAGGCUUAUUACCUACCAGAGACAGAAUAUGUACAUUGGGCACGUGCACAUCCAGAAUACACUAAAAGCCAGAUUGUUGGGUUGAUCAACCUUGUUGCCACUAUGAAAGGUUGGAAGAGGAAAACGAGGUUGGAAGUACUAGAAAAGAUUGAAUGAGAGUUGCCGUCUUAGUUGCUUCUUGUUGCGUAUGAGGUCAGGCAUACAGAAUCUAUUGCUUCUUCCGUUUCGCCCACACCUUCCAUUUUUGGCAGAGCUCUUUGUAAAGGUAUUGUAUAUCAAUCGCACGAUACUUUGUCCCCUAUUAAUUAUUAAGUGUCUUUCCCAAAUCUGUGCUUAUUCUGGUUUGCUGUAGAUAGUCCUUUGAAAAUUAACAUGUAAUUGUACAAUAAUGUUAAUCACAUAAAAGUCUCGUAUAAUUCUUCUU